Neurospora tetraspora is the source of this 1667-nucleotide messenger RNA. Its product is annotated as putative tRNA threonylcarbamoyladenosine biosynthesis protein kae-1. NCBI's taxonomy places the organism in Eukaryota, Fungi, Ascomycota, Sordariomycetes, Sordariales, Sordariaceae. The record is from RefSeq and is a predicted model, not a curated record. Bases 190 to 1254 code for a protein of 354 amino acids. Gene Ontology annotation, cellular component: cytoplasm; EKC/KEOPS complex. Gene Ontology annotation, biological process: tRNA threonylcarbamoyladenosine modification. The transcript has 2 exons.
CACUCUAAAAUGUACGCGACGCGACGCCAAUCAACAAUCGAAGGAUAUCAAGGUCCUCGAUAACCAUCACCAAAGAAAUACCCAUACGAGUUAUUUGACACAAAGAAACGGCUCCCAACCAACCAACCAACCGAAACCCCCUCCCUCCCUCCCUCGAUCUCCUCAAAGCCCCAACCCCAACUCCCAACAAUGCCCGACGCCAAAGGCCGCCGCAUCGCCCUCGGAUGCGAAGGCUCCGCCAACAAGCUCGGCAUCGGCAUCAUCGCGCACGACCCCGUAACCGGCGAAGCCAUCGUCCUCUCCAACGUGCGCGACACCUUCGUCUCUCCGCCCGGCACCGGUUUCCUUCCAAAGGACACAGCCCGACACCACCGCGCCUACUUUGUUCGCGUAGCCAAGAAAGCUCUCGCCGCUUCGGGGGUCUCCAUCUCCGAAAUCGACUGCAUCUGCUACACCAAGGGACCGGGCAUGGGCGGGCCCCUAACGUCGGUGGCCGUGGGCGCCCGCACGCUGGCGCUGCUUUGGGGAAAAGAAUUGGUGGGCGUGAACCACUGCGUGGGCCACAUCGAGAUGGGGCGGGCGAUAACGGGGGCGUCGAACCCGGUGGUGCUGUACGUGAGCGGGGGCAACACGCAGGUGAUUGCGUACGCGGAGCAGCGGUACCGGAUUUUCGGGGAGACGCUGGACAUUGCGGUUGGCAACUGUCUGGACCGGUUCGCGCGCACGCUGGAGAUCAGCAACGACCCGGCGCCGGGUUACAACAUUGAGCAGCUGGCCAAGCAAGGGGGGCGAGUGCUUUUGGACUUGCCGUACGCGGUCAAGGGAAUGGAUUGCUCGUUCAGCGGAAUCCUGGGGCGGGCCGAUGACUUGGCGGCGCAGAUGAAGGCGGGCGAGCCGGGUCCUGACGGUGAACCGUUUACACCCGCGGAUUUGUGCUUCAGCUUGCAGGAAACGGUGUUUGCUAUGCUUGUCGAGAUCACGGAGCGGGCUAUGGCGCACGUCGGUAGCAACCAGGUUCUCAUUGUUGGCGGUGUCGGUUGCAACGAGCGGCUACAGGAGAUGAUGGGCGCAAUGGCGGCGGAGCGAGGCGGAAGUGUCUACGCGACUGACGAACGUUUCUGCAUCGAUAACGGCAUCAUGAUUGCUCACGCUGGUCUAUUGGCCUACGAGACAGGCUUUCGGACGCCGCUUGAGGAAAGCACAUGUACACAACGCUUCAGAACCGACGAAGUCUUCGUCAAGUGGAGGGACUAAUGACAAGGAAGGAGACGAAGAUGAAGAUGACCAUUACGAUGAUACCCCCAAUCCUAUAACCUUUACUCCAUCUACGGAAGCCACUCUACGUGCGCCUCUUGCUGUCCCUCGAUGCCUCCUUUACUGGAGCAGAAUCCCCAAGGACAGUUCGCUGACAACAGUUUGCGCCCGCUUACAUAAAGUGCCCUGGUCAUCGCUACAGCGUCGUACAAACAUUACUCGUAGACACGUAUAGAAUAGGUCAUACCAGGCGGUUCAUUUUGCACCGCUCUUUUACUGAUGACUUGCGCUGUUCGUCUAGUGUGGUAGCCACCAGCCAUCUGGUCCCAGUCCUGUCUACUAACCUUCCCAAACUCAAAUACCUUCUGUGGUUGUUGGCUUGUACAUGAUGGUCGUCACAUACUGUGGAGUCC